Messenger RNA from Oryzias latipes (Japanese medaka), 2415 nucleotides. The record is from RefSeq and is a predicted model, not a curated record. Lineage: Eukaryota; Metazoa; Chordata; Actinopteri; Beloniformes; Adrianichthyidae.
CUUCCGGGCAUGCGCAGUGCCACUUUUAACACGCCUUAGUGAAGUUGAUCAUGGCGACGACCGGCUUAAAAAACGUUUGGAUCUAUUUUCUACUUUUGGCAAUAGGAACAUUGGUACCUAGUACGAGUGCCAACAUUCAGGUCCCAAAUGCUGGUGUUUGUGCGGAUGGAAACUACACACACGACGGUAAAACGUGCUGCCUCUGUGCUCCUGGUCAGAGAGUCCUAAAACAUUGCACGGAUAGCCCAACUAAUGGUGAAUGUGUCUUCUGUGAAGAAGGCAAAACAUACAGAGAGGAGCCAAACAGCCAAACAACGUGUGAGCUCUGUGACUCCUGCUCACACCCCAACGCCAAUUUGGAAGUGGUGGAACGCUGUACCACUUCAAGAAAUGCCAAAUGUGGAUGUCAGAAGGGCUACUAUUGCGACAGUGAGAAGGGAAGCUGUGUGGUCUGCCAGUCUUGUGAUAUAUGUGAAUCCACUGGCAUCAAAAUAGCCUGUAAUGGUACCAGCAACACAGUGUGCAAUGAAAGCCAAGGUAUAAGUGGUGGAGCAAUUGCUGGAAUCGUCAUCGUUAUCAUUUUGGCAAUCCUAGCUGCUGGGGUUGUACUUUGGUGGAAAAAAACAAGAAAGCCAAGCGAUGGAGCUGAACCAGACAGCGAGGAACUUGAGUAUCUCAACGAAGUGGACAUCAAGCCUCACCUGGCUGACAUCGCGCAAAUUCUGGGAUGGAAAGAUAUGUUGUAUAUCGCAAGGAAAAGUAAAAUGUUAGACACCACCAUUGAUUCUUGCCAGUUGAACCAUCCAAACGACACCGAGGAGAGCACCGUCGAGCUGUUACAGAAAUGGUCAGAGAUAAAAGGCAGAACUGGAGUGAGGUCGCUGGUUCAGAUGCUCAAUGCAUCCAGAAAGCAAGACAAGAAAGAAAGGAUUUUAAAGUUGAUCAAAAAUGACACCAACAAUGAAUGUAGCAAUCCUGUUUGAACGUUUUGUCAAGACAAAGAAAAUCUGCAUUAGGGCUCGUUCUAGGACAAAACUUAUAUUGAGCACAGUUUUUUAAAGACCCACGCCAAUGAAAAUGGUGUUUUUAACAUGUUUUUAUGGCAUUUUUUACUGACGUUGAAGGACAUGUAUGGAAAAAAAAUGUACUUAAAAUUGCAUUCAUGAGUAUUUCUUUAUCAAAAUUGUGAAUCAGGAGCAGAUGGAAAAAAGGGGUUAUUUGUGACGAUUACGCUAAGGCGGAGUUACUCAGCACCAAUGGUCCCGCCCACAACUCAGGGGUAAAUUUCUAAUGAACGACUGCGACUUUGCAGAAACUAUGUCCUAGAAAACAGCUAAGAAUGGCGUAAUCAUGAUUGAAAGAGCACUGCAAAGACUUUAAAAAUAGAUCGAGAAAUAAUCGGAGUGGGUCAGUAAUGCACAAAAGAACCAUACUGUGAGCACCAGCAUAAUUCAAAGAUUAUAUGUGCCGUUAUGAAAUAGAUUCCCGUAUGACCUGCAGUUUCUGCAGUAUCAUUGAAGAACAUAGAAUCUAUUUAUAAAGUCAUUUUUUUAGUAACAUUUUCCAUUUGUUCUUAAAGUUACUGUAUUGUAAACCUCGGUUCUUCCAUCUCUAUGGAUCUAUGAACAAGCUUACUCUUUUAGCUGAUGUACAAAUACCUUAAAUGAUUUAAUGAUUGUUGCAUGAUUUAACGCUUUAAUGCCUAAAGUAUUUUCCAGCUAAAAAAAAAAUACUUAUGUUUUUGCUUUCAUGUAGAUGCUAAAUUAAGGUAAUUUUGUUUCCCAUGUGGUUUGUUGCAUAUUUGCAACAAUAGGGGUCUAUGGGUUCAGAUCAUUCUUUUGUUUUGUUAGUGGGAUGAUUAGCAAAAACUGACUAAAAUUAACCUCUAAAUAUAUAAGUUUCCCAUUUUGCUUUUAUUAAUCUUUAUAAAAGAUCACCUUAUUACAUUUGUGUAUAACUUGCUAUGAAAAUGUGUGUUUUAAUAUCACUGUUUUCCCUUUUUUAAUGAUUAGAUUGGUUUUUGAGAGUUUUUAAAAGUGUUUACAUGUUUAUAACUUAAAAAGAGUUUACAUAUUUAGCCUAAAAAUAAGGAGCUCAAAUCUUUUUUUUGUUCCUGAUACUCUUUCUUCUUGCUGUUUUUGCUCCGUUCAAUAAAAUGAAAAUAUGGUAAGAUGUAUAUUUAUUACAAUGUCAACAUUUCUGUUCAGCUCAACUUGGGAAAGACAUAUAUUGUCAUGUUUUUUCUUUUAUUUCAUGAUGUUAGAAGCCAGAGAAAAUUCGUCAAUACUUGCUUAUUGCUGCAGAUGGCCCAACGUUUGAGGGCCUUUCAUUGUUUUAACCACUGGACCUCACAGGUUUAGUUUAGUUUUUGUCUUUCAUAAAACUUUCAAUAAAAACCACAUGUUAAACCGGCUU